Nerophis lumbriciformis (worm pipefish) is the source of this 2646-nucleotide messenger RNA. It is a transcript of the gene rpp25a, whose product is annotated as ribonuclease P/MRP subunit p25, a. Gene Ontology annotation, biological process: tRNA 5'-leader removal. Gene Ontology annotation, cellular component: ribonuclease MRP complex. Lineage: Eukaryota; Metazoa; Chordata; Actinopteri; Syngnathiformes; Syngnathidae. Gene Ontology annotation, molecular function: RNA binding. The record is from RefSeq and is a predicted model, not a curated record.
UGUGUGACUCAAACGAGAGAGUUGGGUGGAAGAUAAUACCCAGGUUCUUUACAUAGUCGCCUUGUGUAAUUGUUUGGUUGUCAAAUGUUAAGGUGGUAUUAUUAAAUAGGUGUCGGUGUCUAGCAGGACCGAUAAUCAGCAUUUCUGUUUUCUUAGCGUUGAGAUAGGCUCCAGCCGACCCCAAAAGGGACAAGCGUUAGGAAAUGGAUGGAUGGAUGGAGUUGCAAAAAGUUAGCGGACAUCCAUUGUUUAAUUUAAUUAAGACACGCCUCCAGUUGACUACAAUCCGGCGUGUUGGUCAGCUUUAGGGGCAUGUAGAGUUGGCUGUCAUCAGCAUAACAGUGAAAGCUAACACCGUAUUUGCGUAUGAUGUCACCUAGCGGCAGCAUGUAGAUGCUGAAGAGUGCAGGGCCAAGAACCGAACCCUGGGGAACUCCACACGUUACCUUAACAUACUCCGAGGUCACAUUGUUAUGGGAGAUACACUGCAUCCUGUCAGUAAUAUAGUUUAGUGAUGUUACUAUGUAUAAACAUAAAACAAUACAAUGUAUAUGGCUGAUUUACUGCGACAAAAACAAACCAGAAGUGCUAAUAACGGAUAUUAUAGAAGCGGAUAUCAUUGUUUACAUCCAGAGCUGCCAUCUUUAAAACGAACUCGGGCGUGGUCAGAAUGCUCCCACUUUCCGACUAGGAACUCGAGAAUUCCGACUUCCCAGUACAAAUGGAUCGCACCAUAAAAAAGACGACUGUUUUUGAUUGAUUGAUUGAAACUUUUUUUAGUAGAUUGCACAGUACAGUACAUAUUCCUUACAAUUGACCACUAAAUGGUAACACCCGAAUAAGUGUUUCAACUUGUUUAAGUCGGGGUCCACUUAAAUCAAUUCAUGGUAGAUUGUAACAGGAAGAAGUCCGGUGACCUGUGUUUUCUGUAAAUGUUGCCCCCAAAACAUUUCAGUUGAAUACUGAACAAAAUAAUGAUAGAUUUGACAUUGAAAAGCAUUCACAUGGCAAGAUUGAACCUUGGGUUUAAUUUGAGCAAAUAACUGAGUGUGUUUAUUGUCCGUGUCAGCAAACAAAGGAUGCAUUUGCUCCUGUGAGGCAGAAAGACAACAUUAUAACACUAUUGUGCUUCCAUAUGAGCCCCAUGCACAGCUGCCUCCCCUUCUCCCGUCAGCAUUGUUGGCAUCUGCGGAGAAAUGUCCCAUUGUGUUUUACAGACAUUUAGCCAAAAAAGUCACCGCUUCAAGGGUUGAAUGUUCUCAUUCAUUCACAUUGUGGAGCAGACAUUUUCUGGGUCAACCCAGCAGGUGCUUGAUUAACUACAAGGUGGAUAAAUGGCUGCAUUAGCACAAAGGAAGACACUUCUUCAAGACCACAUGGCUCCUUGUUUGUAGUGCAAAGGGUAUAUGUUACUAAAACCAUAUGGUCAUCAAGGAUGAAACCUGUAACAAUGGAAUCAAGUCAACUUUUGGGAUAAUAUCAAUGGAGAUUUGCUGCAAGGGCCUCAUUCAAUCACGUGUAUUAAUUCACGAUUCCUGAGGCUUCACGGUCUAAAUAAAGUUGGCUUUGUGCCUUUAAGAGCUCUGUGUACAUGCCUCUCUCAGAGCCUCAUGUGUUGGCAUCAGCUGUCCUCACUGCUGAAUAAAGCAAGGACGCCGUUGACAUCAGAGGGAUUCGGUGAAGAAAUUACCUUUUUCUUCCUUAGUUAUCUCAAAAUGACGGAAGACUGAGGAUCUCUCCAAAGAAAUAGACAUUAUCGCCUGGUUUCAGCAGUUUCGGACCCUUCUUGAACAUGACAGAACUACAGGAUCAGAUGAGGAGCACAUCUGUCAAUCCGAACAGCUCGAGGAGAGUGAGUAGCACAGAAGACUUCGGCCCCUGUCCCAUUCCCGGACUCGCCACAUCAGGCGUUCUCCACAUGAGAGUGAAAGAAGGAAGCAAGAUCCGCAAUUUGCUGCGCUUUGCCACGGCUCGCAUGCAAGGCGAAGGCAAAGACAGCCUCGGGACGUCGCCGAGACAGGUUGUCUUCACCGGCUCGGCCAGAGGGGUCACCAAGACCAUCACUUGUGCGGAGAUCUUCAAGCGUAAAGUGGGAGGACUCCACCAGGUGUCCAAGCUCUAUUACAAGACAGUGAAUGAGGUUUGGGAAAAUUCCCGACAUGGCGACGCAGGUGUGACCGUGCAGAGGACCGUCCCUGCCAUCUGUAUCUUGCUCUCCAAAGACCCUCUCAAUCCUCAGGAGCCUGGAUACCAACCUCCACAAACUGUUACCUCAGAGGACAUGUGUGGGACAUGUGGCGUCAUGCACAACACGCCUCAUGGUCCACCCUCAGCCAAGAGACUCUGCAUGGAAGAAUGCGUAUGCUCCUUCACCUCCUAAACCAGGAAUAUUGUUUUGGGAGCCACAUUUCCAAAAAGCUAAAGACCGGGGGCCGGACUUCGCCCUUAACCAUUAGUCUUAUUUGAAAAACGACUUCUACAGAAGAUAUUUGAUUUUGGUCUAUUUAUUGUGUCAGAGUUACAGGAGUGCUCUUAAAUUUUUUGGGAAUCUUCAGCAAAAAUGUGGAUCUCUCGCCAGUUCAAUAGCUCAAAUUAGGACAUAAAAUGGGCCCUUAAGGCAGUGUUUUUCAACCUUUUGUGAGCCAA